AUGCUGCCCCAAAUCCACCAGCAUACUCAAUUUCCGGUGUCUGUGGAUGGAUCGACUGGAUCUCCGCCGAAUAAUAUCAUUCCACCGCAACCAAUCAUCCCAUACUCACUGCUCUCUGCAUUAUAUUCACUCUCCUCUGCCAACAUUUCAACGUCGCCGGAAAUUAAUGAAGGAAAUGAGAAGGUCAAAGCAGUCGGAAGAUCCUAUAAUCCAGGAAGACCACUAUGUCUGGAAGAUCGGAAAAAGAUAGUUCGUCUCUACGAAGAAGGAUGUCGUGUCAGUCACAUUGCUCGUCUGAUUGGUGUCACUCACAGUUGUGUGAGCAAGAUAAUGUCGAGAUAUCGUCGUACUGGAAGUGUUCAACCGAGAAGCUUUCGUGCUACAGAGAAUCAGGAAAACGAUCUUGCCACGUGGCAGAAGCAGCAACAAAAGAAGGAGAAGCCGUUGGCGUUUUCCAUUGAAAGAAUCCUCUCUCCAGACAUCAAGAAAAACCAUCCAUACCAACGUGUCAUGUCCCAGUGA
Molecule: messenger RNA, 522 nt
Organism: Caenorhabditis briggsae
Lineage: Eukaryota; Metazoa; Nematoda; Chromadorea; Rhabditida; Rhabditidae
Gene: Cbr-npax-1
Product: Protein CBR-NPAX-1
Exons: 5
Coding region: 1-522 (173 amino acids)
Biological process (GO): regulation of transcription by RNA polymerase II; anatomical structure development
Molecular function (GO): DNA-binding transcription factor activity, RNA polymerase II-specific; RNA polymerase II cis-regulatory region sequence-specific DNA binding
Source: RefSeq, a predicted model, not a curated record